CAGGAAAUAUGGACCGAGUUUUAUGGCGGGGAACCUGUUUAGAACUGUCACGCCAACCCGAAGAGGACGCGUACGCACGUGGCAUCUGUGGCAUUUUCGGUGGUGACGUGGGCAACUUUGAAUCGGCCCCUGUGGCCGCGGGAAUCAAUACCGGGAUCCCGCAAUGGCUACAGCUAUGUGAGACAUUUGAAGAUGCCCUGUGCUUUCUAGCCAGGAUAUUUUGCGACAAUCUGCUGUUGCAAAAGGUUGUCGUAAAAGAAGUCACGCUCGGGGAUGCGCUAAGCAGACAGAGGUUUGCGGGCAGAGAAAACUACACGCCCCAGACCAUCCGCAUGGGAGUGAACGCAGAGGCAGCCAACCAAUGGGGUGUUCAGGAUAUGUACCGUACUUUGUCCGAAUGGGCACACAGCGACACCAACCUCAGAGACGCACUCAGCGACCCUUACAGCACUGUACAGGCCGCUACCCUGCAGAAGGAUUUACCUACCCUCGUGGAAACUAUAAAUAGAUUGCUGUAUAGCGGGAUCUAUUCCGGGGCGGGCAUGGCCAGUGAUAACAACACGUCGCUCAAUACAUCGUUCAGCUAUCCCAGACGCUCCAUGCACGCGCAUAGAGGACUUGCACCAACACCGGUAGCACGCACAUGCACUCGCACACCCAACCGCAGAGCGCCACCCACACCGUUUCUGCGAGGCGCACAGGGCUUGCCUGUAGUACACUACCUGGACAGAGCACAGGCACAACCGACCCAGCAGGAGGGAAAGGGGGUAGAUAGUGUCGGCUCUGGGUCGGGUAGGAGAGGGGACAGGGAUGAGAAAGCCUCGAGGGUAUUCCCCAACCCAUUGGCAGUACUAGACUCAACGGACGUCGUGCGCACUGAUACUUACAAUGCACACACAGACCCACCCAACCACGUAGCCACACCCACAGCCGCUGAUGGAGACACACACAUACACACACACACACACACCAUGGACGACGAGAUCAUAGGCCAUGAGGAAAGUGCGGUACCCACCUCGCUGGCGGAGCGCUCCCCCACGGGCACAGAAGUGUAUGCAAACCCCAACCCCAACCUCAACGCUGUCGCAGCAUCCUCCGAGCACGCAUUAGAGUACGUCACCCCAUCCCUGCUGAGGUUCUACGCCCACCUGGCUAUAGCGCUGAGUGAGGUGCACAAGAUGAAGCCAUCGGCACUCAAGAGUGUUAGCGAGACCGCAGUGCAGAGUAUCGUUUCACGCUAUGUCGAUCUGCUCAUUCAACAAGGCCAGCACCCGGGGCUGGACCGGUCGAAUGAGAUCGCCCCACUGUACAUAGAACGCCUGGGUAGUGUGGAACAGUACCAUCAACUAACCACACACUUGCCAAUUCACUGCAUCACAGUACCAUCAACUAACCACACACUUGCCAAUUCACUGCAUCACAGUAACAUCAGCUGA
Messenger RNA from Sphaeroforma arctica JP610, 1436 nucleotides. RefSeq lists its product as hypothetical. The transcript has 3 exons. Bases 9 to 1436 code for a protein of 475 amino acids. NCBI's taxonomy places the organism in Eukaryota, Ichthyosporea, Ichthyophonida. Gene Ontology annotation, molecular function: structural constituent of nuclear pore. The record is from RefSeq and is a predicted model, not a curated record. Gene Ontology annotation, cellular component: nuclear pore.